Messenger RNA from Suillus clintonianus, 940 nucleotides. Its product is annotated as 3-hydroxyanthranilic acid dioxygenase. Bases 144 to 668 code for a protein of 174 amino acids. NCBI's taxonomy places the organism in Eukaryota, Fungi, Basidiomycota, Agaricomycetes, Boletales, Suillaceae. The record is from RefSeq and is a predicted model, not a curated record. Gene Ontology annotation, molecular function: iron ion binding; 3-hydroxyanthranilate 3,4-dioxygenase activity. Gene Ontology annotation, biological process: quinolinate metabolic process; 'de novo' NAD+ biosynthetic process from L-tryptophan. The transcript is spliced from 5 exons. Gene Ontology annotation, cellular component: cytoplasm.
AACUUAGAAUUAGAAAUGAAAGAGGACGAUUGCAUCCUAGUCCAGCUAGUCCCUUUCCACAGGGCCAUCGAGUGCACCCGAUUUCGCCGUUUAGUAAGUGACUCCACGCAUCUCUCAAGACCAAACAGCCAGCACAUCUUGCGAUGCCUCUCCUCCCGCCUAUCAACUUUCCCCGCUGGCUCGACGAAAACCAGCACCUACUCAAGCCUCCUGUAAACAACUUCUGCCUAUACCGGCAGAAGGACUUCACUGUGAUGGCUGUAGGCGGCCCAAACGAAAGAAAUGAUUACCAUGUGAAUGAGACCGAAGAAUGGUUCUAUCAGUACAAGGGUGGCAUGCUGCUUAGAGUGGUAGACGGGGAUGAGUUCAAGGAUAUUAGGAUCGAGGAGGGAGAGAUGUUUUUGCUGCCUGCGAACACACCCCACAACCCAGUCCGCUUUGCCGAUACAAUCGGAAUUGUCAUCGAAGCUGCUCGUCCGGAUGCAUCUAAUGACUCCCUGCAGUGGUACUGUCGCGAUCCUUCCCAUACCAAGCCAACCAUCAUUCACAAGGAGUCCUUUCACGUCACCGACCUCGGAACCCAACUGAAGCCCGUUAUCCAGCGCUGGAUGUCGACCGAGGAAUUGAGGAAGUGCAAGGAAUGCGGGAACGUCGCUCCUGCAAAGUAGUCAUCCUAUUAGUCGCGUCACAGGUGAUCCCCAUAAAUAUUUUGUACCCCCGCGUGGAAUGUUUCGCGUUCUGGUGCUAGUAUACAUGUGAAUAUGGUAAUGAAAAUCUAUGCAAACCAUAACACUAGAAACAUAUACGAUAACUGGCAUAUCGGCCGCUGGUUUCACUAGGGCGAGUAAUUUUGACGACUUGGCCUCUCCGAAGGCCAUAGUAUCGUGCCACGGGGUCGGCCAGCUGUAUUCGAGGAAGUUGGGUCUCCUUCAGCCGGCUA